Molecule: messenger RNA, 2133 nt
Organism: Pyrus x bretschneideri (Chinese white pear)
Lineage: Eukaryota; Viridiplantae; Streptophyta; Magnoliopsida; Rosales; Rosaceae
Product: denticleless protein homolog
Exons: 16
Coding region: 265-1803 (512 amino acids)
Biological process (GO): proteasome-mediated ubiquitin-dependent protein catabolic process
Cellular component (GO): nucleus
Molecular function (GO): protein-macromolecule adaptor activity; protein binding
Source: RefSeq, a predicted model, not a curated record
ACAAAAAAUAUUUCGUUAAAACUUCAAAUAAAUAAAUCCUUGGCGCGAGCUGAUAUCCGCCAGACUUUCAGCAAUUACAUGAAAUUCAUUUUCCCGCCAAACUUCACUCGCGCCAAGUCCGAAGGACAUAAACAAAAGAAGAAGAAGAAGACAAGCCCUAAUUCUUCAUUUCUUUCCCGGUCGCCAGAGUUCCCUCCUCCAGCAGCUCCGCCGUCUGCUGCCGUCUAACGAUUCUUCAGUCGAACUUACGGUCUUAGGGUUUCGAUGGAGAUCUCAAAGCCCCAAUCGUUCUUCCAAGACAUCAGAUUCAGAGAGCUCCACGGAUUCAGAGCUCGGAAGCGGCGGUACGUCAAUGGCCUAGAAUCGGAUUUCUACGAAAUUGGCGCCAUCGCUGCAGAGCACAAUGGCCCUCCGAUGUCAAUCUCGUUCGGCAAGACUUGGAAAAGCUCACACAUCAUCGCCAUGUCCGACGAGGACGGGUACCUGAGCCUGUUUGAUACGCGCAGCAAAUUCUCUGCAUCUGCAUCUCACCAAGAAAAUGCAGAUAAAACUAAGGUUUGCGAUUGGGUUGCACAUCAUAACACUGUGUUUGAUAUCUGUUGGAUUAAGGAUGAUACUCAAAUUAUGACAGCUUCCGGCGAUCAGACUAUCAAGGUAUGGGAUAUUCAGGAAAAGAAAUGUACUGCAAUACUGAUGGGGCACACAGGAAGUGUGAAAUCUCUGUGUCCUCAUCCAACUAAUCCCGAGGUUAUUGUCUCUGGCUCGAGAGAUGGCUCGUUUGCUCUUUGGGAUAUGAGAUGUACUUCAAGCUCCAAAAAUAUGCAGGGGGAGGUUUCUAUAUGCUCAACUGCAGUGGUUAAAGGGGCUCAUAUUGUUCCACGGGCAAAGCGUGUAAGGCGCAGAAAGGCUGUUUCCAUGAGCAUCACAUCAGUUCUUUAUCUUAAAGAUGAGGUCUCCAUUGCUACCGCCGGAGCUGUGGACAGCGUUGUAAAGUUUUGGGAUACCAGAAGUUUGAAAAAUGUUGUCACACAGACAUGCCCUCAACCGGAGUCAACUGAGAAGGAAAGACGAUUGCACGGUAUAACUAGCUUAUCCCAAGAUUUCAAUGGAGUGUUGCUUUCAGCGUCAUGCAUGGACAACAGCAUAUAUUUGUAUAACGUACUUCAGCUACAUAAGGGUCCUGUGCAAGCGUUCACCGGAUGCCGGAUUGAAACAUUUUUUGUCAAGUCAGUUAUUAGCCCCGACGCUGCUCACAUAGUCAGUGGCUCGAGCGAUGGAAAUGCCUAUAUUUGGCAGGUAAACAAGCCUCAGGAAGAUCCCGUGGUAUUGAAAGGCCAUGACAGGGAAGUUACAGCAGUAGAUUGGUCCCAGUUUGAGGUCGGGAAGAUGGCGACGUCGUCAGAUGAUUUUACGGUUCGCAUUUGGAACUCUCAGAAUAGUUACUCCACAAGCACAAGCUCACCAUCUACAGUUCGAAGAAGAGUUAUGGCAAUCCCAAGCGCAGAGUGUAGAAAGCUUCUGAUGCGUGAAUCAACGAUACAUACCUCAAAGGUUUCCGGAAAUUUGUGUCCAUCAGCCGAAGGAUUAGACGAAACAAACUCACUAAAUCCAAUUAGUAUGCCCAAAAUGAGUACUCCCCCGUCACAGAAGAAACAAUCUAUGUCGGAUCCUGACUUUAGCAAGACCUUCGAGAAGACCCCUGAAGCUGCAUCGGAGAGCCCGUCUUCUGUUCUGAACCCUCCCUCCUCCCUAAAAAGGAAAACAAUCCGUGAUUACUUUGGAGUACCUCCCUUAAACUUGUAGGCUCUCUUUUUCCUUGGGUUUAUUGUACAAAGUGCUGACAUUCCCUCUGAGUCUACUGCUUCAUAACCGGAUGCAUCAACCCUGCUUUCAGAUUAUUUCAACAGUAAGUGCAAAAAAAAUUUCCCCGACACUUUGUUUCCUCGAAAUCUCAUUCUUAGUUUCGAAGUUCUAUUUUUUCUGGUUUGAUUUUGUGCAGGUUUCUAUAAGGAAUUUAAAGCGCAUACAGAAGAUUUUUACAGGUGAAAAUAUCACUCUCAUCGCAUUGUAUUUUUGUGCCAUAAGUAACUAGGGUGUGAUUUCAAAUACAGUUUUAGAUGCUUACUUAGCAAA